AACUUAAAUUGACCAUUUUAAACUUUGGUAGUUCCAGUUCCUGUUCACGCCCCCUUGGCAACUUUUGUUGUCUGUAUUCUCUGCUUAGAUUCUUUCCUGUUGUGUUGGCUGCCCGCUAAUAGUCUGUAUCGGCCAAAGCCUCAAUCUUUGUGCCCGCCUUCUUUAAUUUCCUCUCCCGCUUUGGCUUCUUUUGUAGAUCGCAAUAAUGGCUGAGAAAAAAACAGCAGAAAAAUUUUUAAACAACCUAGUAGAAGUCCUUGCUGACAGUGUUCCCAAGCAAAAAUCUGUGUCCUUCUUCGAGGAAGAGACGAGCUCAGUAACUGCUCGUUUCCAUCGGCUUUUUGGGCGUCAGAAGCCAGUUCAUCAUCUUCUGGGAGGUGGAAAGUCUGCUGAUGUUCUAUUAUGGAGGAAUAAGAAGAUCUCAGCUAGUGUACUAACUGGUGCAACAGCCAUCUGGAUACUCUUUGAAUGGCUAAAUUAUCAUUUUCUGACUCUUGUAUGCCUUGCACUGGUUCUUGGUAUGCUUGCUCAAUUUGUUUGGACAAACGCUUCAGGGUUAGUUAACAGGUCCCCACCUAAGGUCCCCCGCCUUGUGCUACCUGAUGAAGUAUUUGUCAGUAUUGGCAGAUCAGUUGGAGUUGAGAUUAACCAUGCUCUGCAGUUUCUUCAAGAUGUAUCUUGUGGAGGAAAUCUGAAACAAUUUCUUGUGGUUGUAGCAAGCUUGUGGGCUUCUGCUGUCAUUGGGAGCUGGUGCAAUUUUUUAACUGUUCUAUAUACUGGUUUUGUUGCUGCUCAUACAUUGCCAGUACUGUACGAAAGGUAUGAAGAUCAGGUAGAUGACUUUGUGUACAAAGUACUUGAGCAGCUCCAAGGUCACUACCGCAAGCUGGAUACUGGACUCCUCAGUAAGAUCCCCAAAGGAAACCUCAAGGGGAAAAAGCAUGAAUAGAUUGAUUUGUGUACGUACUUUAGAUUUUAGUGCAGAACUUUGUUUUUGGAUAUUGAAACCAUUGUCAAUCAUCAACGGAAUGCUAUGGUAUUGUUCAUGCCAAGUAAUCUGUUGCAUUAAAAUCUGUUUUUGAGGAUGGAAGAUCCCAUCUUUGAGUCUCUGUGCUUCUUGAGCCUCUAUUUUAUUGUUGCUAAACAUUCCAACAUGGAAGACUUUCUUGACAGAAAGAACAAACUGGAGUUUAAACCUGUUAAUAGAAAUUUGUACAUGUUCAGAAACAAA
This is a messenger RNA of Ricinus communis (castor bean), 1231 nucleotides long. RefSeq names its product reticulon-like protein B8. The coding region runs from base 206 to 949 and encodes 247 amino acids. The record is from RefSeq and is a predicted model, not a curated record. NCBI's taxonomy places the organism in Eukaryota, Viridiplantae, Streptophyta, Magnoliopsida, Malpighiales, Euphorbiaceae. The transcript is spliced from 6 exons.